Molecule: messenger RNA, 2888 nt
Organism: Xenopus laevis (African clawed frog)
Lineage: Eukaryota; Metazoa; Chordata; Amphibia; Anura; Pipidae
Gene: kcnq1.L
Product: potassium channel, voltage gated KQT-like subfamily Q, member 1 L homeolog
Exons: 17
Coding region: 392-2356 (654 amino acids)
Biological process (GO): potassium ion transport; transmembrane transport; regulation of transport
Cellular component (GO): cytoplasmic vesicle; plasma membrane; cytoplasmic vesicle membrane
Molecular function (GO): monoatomic ion channel activity; voltage-gated potassium channel activity
Source: RefSeq, a predicted model, not a curated record
AUAGUAUUGGCUGUCAGCAGCAGGGCAGCUUCUGGUGUUAAUGAACAUGCUUCCUGUAUCACAGUGGAGGGAGGAAAAACUUGUGUGUUUACUGUCUAAGAUUAGCCUGAAAUUCCAUUUUGAGGAAGAACAACUUUUUUUUUUUUUGGUUAGAGGCGAGGAAUAGAAAAGCAAGAAAUGAUAUAGGAAGUGCCGGAGAAGUUGCUUUCAAGUGCUCCUCUGGGUAUGAGAUCCAAAAGGAAACCUAAGGACUUCCAAGAUCAGCUUCAUUUCUUCAUUGUCUUCCACAAAAUCAUGGAACAUGCCGGAUAAGUAGACUGAGACAAGUCUCCACCGACUACAGAGUCGCGACCGACUUUUCCCCCCCAACUUGUUUUGUACCGAUCGCCCGAUGUCAUCAGAACAGCCCGCCUGGACUUUCGGACUCUUCACUCCCGACCAGAACAAACAGGCGCCGCUGGAGAUGAAUGAAAAUGCCAUUAACAGUCUGUACGAGGCGAUCCCCCUGCCGCAGGACGGGAGCAGCAAUGGGCAGCGGCAGGAGGAUCGCCAGGCCAAUUCUUUUGAACUGAAGCGCGAAACGCUGGUCGCGACCGACCCCCCACGACCCACCAUCAACUUGGAUCCGAGAGUUUCCAUCUACAGCGGCCGCCGACCCCUUCUCAGCCGGACCAACAUCCAGGGCAGAGUUUACAACUUCUUAGAGCGGCCCACCGGCUGGAAAUGCUUCGUCUAUCACUUCACUGUAUUCCUCAUCGUGUUGAUAUGUCUGAUCUUCAGUGUACUUUCUACAAUACAACAGUAUAACAAUUUGGCAACAGAAACCUUAUUCUGGAUGGAAAUAGUUCUCGUGGUUUUCUUUGGGGCAGAGUACGUGGUUCGGUUAUGGUCGGCUGGAUGUCGAAGCAAAUACGUUGGGGUAUGGGGCAGACUUCGAUUCGCUAGGAAGCCUAUAUCUGUAAUAGAUCUAAUUGUAGUCGUGGCCUCGGUUAUAGUGCUUUGUGUCGGCUCCAAUGGCCAGGUCUUUGCAACGUCAGCAAUCAGGGGAAUCCGGUUCCUGCAGAUUUUACGGAUGUUGCAUGUGGAUCGCCAGGGCGGCACAUGGAGAUUACUGGGAUCUGUGGUUUUUAUUCAUAGACAAGAACUGAUCACAACAUUGUACAUUGGAUUUCUGGGUUUGAUUUUCUCAUCCUACUUUGUUUAUCUUGCCGAAAAAGAUGCUAUUGAUAGUUCUGGAGAAUACCAGUUCGGCAGUUACGCUGAUGCACUUUGGUGGGGGGUGGUGACAGUUACAACGAUUGGUUACGGAGACAAAGUUCCGCAGACGUGGAUCGGGAAAACCAUCGCUUCUUGCUUCUCUGUCUUUGCCAUUUCUUUCUUUGCCUUACCGGCGGGGAUCCUUGGUUCAGGUUUCGCCUUAAAAGUGCAGCAGAAGCAGAGACAGAAACACUUUAAUCGGCAGAUCCCGGCAGCUGCAUCUCUCAUUCAGACAGCAUGGAGGUGCUAUGCAGCGGAAAAUCCUGAUUCGGCGACAUGGAAAAUUUACAUCCGGAAACAAUCACGAAAUCAUCACCUCAUGUCGCCCAGCCCAAAGCCCAAAAAAUCCGCCAUGGUACUGGUGAAAAAGAAAAAAAUUCGUACAGAAAGAGAUGAGGGGUCUACAGACAAAAUGCUAAACAUUCCGCAUAUAACAUAUGAUCACGUAGCUGACGAUCGAAAGAAUGACGGUUACUCAGUAGAGUCGUAUGAGAACACAGUAAGAAAACCCUUUGGAUUCUUAGACCCCAGUACUGGACCUUUUAUCAGAACAAGCAGCUUUACAGAUGACCUGGAUAUGGAAGGGGACACUCUCCUCACCCCAAUAACUCACAUCUCAGAGCUUAAAGAACAUCACCGUGCCGCAAUAAAAGUCAUCCGACGAAUGCAGUAUUUUGUUGCAAAGAAAAAAUUCCAGCAAGCAAGGAAACCCUACGACGUGCGUGAUGUUAUCGAGCAGUAUUCGCAAGGUCACCUUAACCUGAUGGUCAGAAUCAAGGAGCUGCAGAGAAGAUUAGAUCAGUCACUUGGAAAGCCUUCCCUCUUCCUCUCUGUAUCAGAUAAAGUGAAAGAUAAAGGAAUCAAUACAAUAGGUUCAAGGUUAAACCGUGUAGAAGACAAGGUGACUCAGAUGGACCACAAGCUAAAUCUUAUCACUGAUAUGCUCCACCAUCUGCUAACAAACCAGCAAGGAUCUCAGUCCAUCCGAACUCCUCAUCGGAGCAACUCUUUGAAUUCCGAGAACCACCCUUCCCGCAACACCCUUCCCACCUACGAACAGCUGAAUGUGCCGAGGAUGACUCAGGACAAUAUAUCUUGAUGAAUGCACUGCAGUGCUGCUACUUUUUUCUUUAAACCUACGUUGGAAUCGUUUUACCAUAAAACUGGGUUAACUGCUGUACUCAAGUAGAUGUUCGUUUCUUUAAUGGACGCAUUUAAAAUGGUUUGAAAAAAAAAAAAACCUGCAAAUGAACAAUCUGACUGCAUUUCCUAUACAUUAAAGAGGGUAAUGCUCUAUUUACAUAGGCAUCUCUCCAACAUUUUGUAGGCCCCAAGUAGAAGGUUUUUUGUUUUUUUUUGGAGGACAAUGAUAAGAUUUCCAAUCAGAUGGAGUUUGGCUCCAUUUGGUAGCGCAGCCUCCAGUCAUAUGGAGUUUUUAUCCUGGUUGGUUGAUGACGUUGAGUCCAUUCGCUAGGAUUCUGGUGUAGGAAUGAAUGAUAAUCACCGAAGCCAAUGGGCGCCUAGAAAGCUGAAACCAAUGGCUACAACUUUGCUGAAGGACAUACAGUGAUAAAGGGAGAAAUCUUUUAUUGCUAUGCAAGGAAUAUAUAAAAUGAUGCAUUUCAAGUGUA